Molecule: messenger RNA, 6316 nt
Organism: Amphiprion ocellaris (clown anemonefish)
Lineage: Eukaryota; Metazoa; Chordata; Actinopteri; Pomacentridae
Gene: nyap2b
Product: neuronal tyrosine-phosphorylated phosphoinositide-3-kinase adaptor 2b
Exons: 7
Coding region: 977-4240 (1087 amino acids)
Biological process (GO): neuron projection morphogenesis; phosphatidylinositol 3-kinase/protein kinase B signal transduction
Source: RefSeq, a predicted model, not a curated record
AGGCUCCAGUUACAGUCGAGGCGCAAAGGAGAAGGCACACGAGACGCACAAGACAAAAACGUAAAAAAAAAAAACUGCAGAAAGAGACUGGGUUGUGAGUGCAUUUGAAGAUGACUUGAAAAAUCAGACAUCAAGAGAAAUAGCAGGGGAGGAAAAAGGAAGGAGAGAGAAGGAGAGAGGAUGACGCUCUAGUGGAAGGUGGCUACAUUAGGCAGUGGGCGUGUUCUUCUUGUUGUGAUCUAUAGUUGGGAAGCCCGGUGUCAUCUGCUCAAGCACAGAUCGACUGUGCAGACCUGUGUGGCUGAGCGGGACAGAGGGAACAGGCAGGGAAUGCCAUACCUGGAAACAUACAUUACUUUGCUCUACCUCAGUCAUAACCUUGCGGGCGCCGUGGAUAAGGACUCCUUUCACCUGUGCGACACUUUAAUACAUUAAAGCGGAAGAAGAGACAUUCGGGGAAAGAAGCAUUAGAAGGACUUUGAGUGCCUAAUCUGCAACUGCAGUGGGAGUUUUAUGUGAGAGCAUGUGAGCGUGCUAGUGUGCAUUUGUGUCAUGCACACUGUUGCGGGUGCGGUCGGUUGCUAUUCUGCAGCUUCUUUCCGUCUUUAGCAUGUGCAGAUGUGUGGACAAGUGAAGCUGGCACCUGGCUUGGAGUUUGGCAUCAUCUGGAUCAGAGGGGUCGCAAUCUCCCUUUUCUGCCCAGGGAAGGGGGCAUUGGGCUGGGCACCCAAUGGCCCAGCUCCCCUCUAGCACCAUCCUUCUCCUGGGUCACAGGGACUCCUUCUAGCAGGCCAAUCAGUUGGACCAUACAAUGGAUGGAAGUCUAUGUGGAUUUAAGUGGAAUAGUGCACUGGUGCUCCAGCUUAGGUCAGAGUUCAUUAACAUACAGUGGACUCAUCAGGCAAAGACAGAAGAUACGUUGGUCCACAAACCAGCAAGGACACAGAGCAAUUAAUGCAGUGGAAAGACCUGAAGAAUGAUGAGCUCCAAAGAGGAGGAAACUCUCAGUUUUUUCCAAUAUGUUGAGGAGAAUGGCCUGAGAGCCUACAACGGCCUGGUAGCUCAGAACUUGGACCACGCCAGGAAUGAGAGAAAUAGGGCAUUCCUGCAGGAAAAAAACGACAAGAAGAGAAAACAGGAGGAAGCCAUAAGGAGAACGGGUGAAGACAUAGCGACUGAAGGCAAGCACUUGCGUAUGGGCUCAAUAACCAUGCCGGAUCCCCAGGAACGCAUGCCCAUUCCCCACCUGCAUGCCAUCGCCUGUGGACAGGGCUUCUCUGUACGAUCCCAGUCCCUCCACUCUGUCGGCGGUGGGAACAGUGGGGGCGGAGGAGAGGAGGAAGUGGGAAGUCCGACCUCUAGGAAACAGCCCCCACCUAAGCCCAGGAGGGACCCGGCCACUAAGCUGAGCAUGUCGUCCGAGGCGGUAGACCACAGUCCCAUGUCCACCUGCCGUGGGGAGCGAUGUGACGCAGCUCAAGGAUGCAGCGAGGACUGCAGAAGGGUGCCGCCACCUAAACCCAAGAGGAACCCCAACACACAGCUGAGUGUUUCCUUCGAUGAGUCCUACAUUAAGACCCAUGCAGGCAGCGGGGUCUGCCCCUCCAAACCCCUUCACCACGUCACUUCCCCUUCCGAACGCAACCCUUCGCCUCCACAGAGUGAUGAGAGCCCUACAGAUGACUGUGAAGAUGAGCCUGUCUAUAUAGAAAUGGGCGGGAUUGAUGUUGGAACAAGAGAACCCUUGAAGAGUGAGGAUGAGGAGCCAGGAGAGUCUGUUUACGAGGAAAUGAAGUACCCAGCUCUGGAUGAUAUGGAGUACCGCACUGACCCCGUGGGAUGCCGCUCCGCAUGCCCCACCCCGGCACCCUAUGACCCUGAGCCUCUCAGUCGUUGCUCCACACCUCGAAACAUUCCCCUCUGCGACAUUCCUGCACCUUUUCCCAAUUUACUCACCCAUCGACCUCCACUGUUGGUGUUCCCACCAGCACCGGCCCAGUGCUCGCCCAACUCAGACGAGUCUCCCCUCACCCCUUUAGAUGUAGCCAAAUUGCCAAUGCUGGAGAACCAGUCCUACAGCAAAUCCCCCACCUCUUCCACCGAGCUGCCCUCCUCUGCACAUAUCCGUAGGGAGCUCACUGCCACCCCAACACUCACUGUCUCUGGCCGCUCCUCUGCGCCUCCUCUACCCUGCACCCUCUACAAAUCCUCAUCAUCAUCCUCCUAUCAGCGUAGCCACUCAGCUUGCCCGUCGCCGGUCAGCAUGGGCCGUUGUCUCACUCCCCUGAGCCUUAUGCGUACACCUCCCUUCGAUGCUCCUGUGCCAUUCCCUGGUGGUCUGCCGCGGAGUGCUUCUGCCACCCCUCACGGCAAAGGCUCGCCACCUCAAGACAGCGUAGGAAGACUCCAUGGCUCUAUGCAGAAUGUGUCAACAGGGCGUUCACGGACACCCACCAGUCCACUUGAUGAACUAACCAACCUGUUUACCACAGGCAGGAAUAUGCUGAAGAAAAACACCAGUGGCAGGAAGUCUAAAGAGCCUGGAGAGACUGAGUCCAAAAGCAAGUCGCAUAGUGAGUCCAAGCGCGAAGGAAAGGAACGGCACAGUCACAGCAAGGAGUCCAAGAGAGAGUCCAAGGAGCGCCACAGCAAAGAGUCCUCUCAUCGAAGAGACAGAGACAAAGACAGAGACAAAGAUAAAGACAGAGACAGAGGAAGUACCAAUGUAGAACCUCUGCCGCACAGACGCAACAGUAAAGACCGCACUUGUAGCAGUGUAGAUACGCCACCUGUUCGCAGGGACAGCAGGGACCAGGGCUGCAGCAGUGUAGAGCCCAUCCCUGUGAGACGGGACUCCAAAGACAGGGGCUGCAGCUCCUUAGAGCCGAUCCCUUUGAUAAGAAGAGACUCCAAGGACAGAGGGAUUAGCAAUGGUGACCUUUUGCCAAGAAGGGACAGCAAAGAUCGUAGUGGGGGACAUGGAAUGGAGUCUUUGCUGAGACAGGACAGCAAAGAUAGACUGAUAGAUCAGCCACCUGAGCUGUUACCAAGACAGGACAGCAAGGAAAGGGCACGAAACGGUGUAGAUUACAGACAUGAAAGCAGAGAGAGACUGCUGGAUCAGCCACCUGAGCUCUUACCCCGGCAGGAUAGCAAAGAGCGAGCCAGGAACGGUGUGGACUCAAAGCACGAAAGUAGAGACAGGCCACCUGAGCUUCUUCACCGACAAGAGAGCAAAGACAGGGUUAGAACAGGACCAGAAUAUAAGCAUGAUAGCAAAGACCAUCGUCCUGAUUUGUUACCCCGUCAGGAGAGCAAAGAGAGAGAAAGGAAUGAAAUAGAACAUAGACAUGAAGGUAGAAUUGACCAGCCACCAGAGAUCCUACCGCGACAAGAAACUUCCAGAAGCACCAACAGCAGGGACAGGGUUGGGUCCAGCUCUGAAUCCAAGUAUGAAGGGAGAGAUCGGAGUUGCCUCAAUGGAGGAGAUCCUCCUCCUCCUCCUUUACCCAGACAGGACAGUAAAGAUCUGAGCAGAACAGGCCUUGAAGUGAGAAGGGAUAGUAAAGACAGAAGUCUCAAUGGCUCAGAGCAGCAUCAUUAUGAUGUCAAGAACACCAAGAGCCCUUCUGCAAUGGAGUAUAGGUCUGAUAAUAAAGAGCGAGGAUACAGAUCAGAUGGCACGCCCCGACGAGAUAACAGAGCAAAUUACAACAUGGACCAGUCAAAAGCACAAGAGAGGAAUGGCAGCACAAUGUCAGGACAGCACUCAUCAACAACAACACCUACUCACCAUGGCAGAUCAUCAGGAAGUCCACCGAUGACCGUGGCAACAGGAAAUGAUAUGAAAGCAGCAUCCAAGUAUGGCCGCUCACCUUCUAUGCCUGCUAAUCCUUCUCCAAUGGGAACUCCACAAAGGAGAGCAGCAGAAACACAUCAAAGCCAGAUGCCCCAGAUGCCGUGGAUAUGUGGAGACACCACUAUGUUAGAGCAGAUUGAGAGGAAGCGCACCCUCUGUAUGGAGAUCCGCGCCAGACAACAUCCACACUUGCAGAGAUCUUUGGAGAAGCCUCCUCCUCCUCCUCCAGACAGGAAUGAGGACAGACACCAAGAACGAAGUCAGUGCAAGCAAGAAAGUGCAUCUGUCCUCCCAGGCUGGGGGAAAAGCAGCGGGACCAAGAAGAUCCGUCCUCCCCCUUACCCCACACAGACGACUGUAUUCUGGGACACAGCCAUCUGAAAUUAACAAGAAACUUAGACCUCCCUGCCACACAACCCACAAUUACCCAGUCCCUCUCCCUGCCGGGUUGUACUGAUUCUUUCCCUGCAACACCAGGGGCUUCAGGGCAGCCGCUUAGAGGACCAGAGGGAUGAAACUCGCUGAUGUCAAAGGACAAUGGUGGUUACCACAGCAAUAUUUCUGCUUGUUCAGGUUGUCAUGUUUUCUUAUCAUCACUGGUGAUAUUUGAUAUUUUUCUAUUUCCUGUGACUGGACUCUUGUAAUAUAAUUAGUAGAGUAGAUAUUUGAUGAUGAAUAGAUAUUUUCUAAAUGAGAUGAUGGGGAUCAAAAAGCAGCUUAAAUUAUGUAUAGUAGAUGUAGAUGCAAUCUAAUAUUUGUUUUUAUGUUAUUUUUGUUUAGGUUAUUUUACAUUUGAAAGCAUAAUCUAUCAAUACUUGUACUGUAGUAGCAUAAUUUUCUUAUGCCCAACUCUUUUUUUCUGUGCUCAAAAGCACUAAAAUGAAUGGACUAUUCAAUUCUGUCUAUAUAUACUUUACAUUUUCACUGUUGUAUUGUAAGUUGAGGAGUUAACGUCAACGUGCUUUAGAUUCCAGGGUUCUCCAUGCCUGGUCCAGUAUGUUCUAGAAUGUACAACAGUCGGUCCUAGAACAGAAACAGGAAACUUUGUGUGCUUCAGUUUGUAUAUUACGGUAAGAAACUGUGUAGUCACUAUGUCAAAGCCUUUUGAAGCGGCCGAAUCGUUUUAUAGGGAAACCUGUUGGCAGGCAUGUUGUAGAGGACAGAGAAAGUGAGAAAUGUUUCUGCUGUAUUCAAAGAUACACUAUGAGGGCGGGUUGGGGAGGUAGUAAAUUAGAACAUACAUUAUUAACAGUAUAAUUUCCAAGACCAGCCAAAGCCUGUAAAAGCGAGAUAUGGGUGUGGUUGCACUUUGGGUAGUUGGUUAUUUAAAACGGGGUUAGCGGCAAUAGCUGGCGAGUACCAGCACCCUUACAUUGCCAUGCACACUGCGAGCACCAUGACAGUGUAAAUACUUGAUGCCAACGACCGGCCCGUACAAUCAACACCUGAGCUUUUAGAAGAUUCUUAAUUUUACUGCAGAUUAUAAUAGCCAUAUGCACUUGCUUAAGAAAUAACUUUCAAGAUUAUGCUUAUAUAUUUUUUUGAAAAUGUCAGGAGUAGUGAGUUGUGCCAUGUAAGUUUUCAUUUAUUGGCUGGGAGGUAAAGCCUCAGGAGACUGGCUGUGUGUGACAUGCAGUCAUCUAUAAUCGGUUGUCUCUGACAAUGUUCCCAAUUCAAUUGGCUGGCAACCAUUUUAGAGAUCAAAUUGUUUAAGGACCUAUCACAUGGCAACAGCUCUACCCAGUCAAAAGGACAGGGGUUGCACAACGGCCUACAAAUCUUUGAGGCUUUGUAAAAAGAAACUGCACUACCCAUCAUCUUCCAUCACAUUGAAUCAGGCUGGUUACAUACUUGUCUCUCUGCCCCUGCUCUCUCCCUCUACCUCAACCUCCGACUUACAUCAUCGAAAUUGGUUCUCUUUUGCACAUUAAAAUGCAAUGUCAACAUUGCCAAAAUAGUAUGGGUUUGAAAAAUGAGCUAGCCCUGAGAGUGCAAGUGCAGUACCCCCUCUCUGGUGAGAAUCAAUGAGACAGAGACCCCUCUGUGUUGUACCUGUGUGUGUGUGUGUGUGUGUGUGUGUGUGUGUGUGUGUGUGAGGGAGAGAGCUGUGCGUGUUUGUGAGUGUGUGCCAAGCUACACUGUAUGCAAGUUGCAAGUUAAAAAUGAUUGUUUUAAGACAUUCACUUUGCCCUAUCAUGACGUUGGUGGGUGAAGGUUGGAAAUGUAAUAAUGAUGAUGUACAAUCUUUUUGUGUGUAUAAACGUGCACUGUGAAAAGGUAGAGAGAGCACCACACUGUCAGUCCUCUGUCUUAUUGCACUGAGUGUUCUCUUGUUUUGCGUAAUAAAAAAGGAAAAAACAUGUUUGAGGAAAACAGUACUGUAUUCUGAUUGUCACUUGGGUUCCGUUGAGAGAAAUAAAUAAAUAUGAACUUGAAACCUGCUAUGAAAAAACUGUA